GCAAAAUGCGCAGAGAGCAAAGACGGGGCCAUAAGGAGUGAGAAAAUGUCGGAAUUCCGAAAAACCCUAGCGCAGCAGCAGGAUUUUGUCCGACAGCACGUCUCGGUUCAACCGAACUCCGGCGUUGCCGAUGGCUCCACAGGCGAAAUUUUUAAUAGGACGACGACGACGACGAAGUCUUUGAAGGUCGUAAUCGCCGACCUCAACGUCGACCCUCCCGAAAGUGACGGCGAUGACUGUGCCGUCGUUGCUCCUCCUGAUUCCACCAGAAGCACUAACGACGAAAAUUGUGGAGAGAAAAUUACUGCAACCUGUAAAGACACUGAUGCUACAGAAGGAGACUGUCGACGGUUAAACAAAUUUUCAAAAUGUCGGUCAAGAAUUAACAAGGGAGAUUACCCUCUUGAUUGUGGACCUGAUACAGAUGCUGAUCACCAGUGCCAAGGGGUUCCUUCUUCCCGUGAAGAGAAAGUUAGCAGCCUCAAAACUGGUUUGGUACAUGUUGCUAGGAAAAUGCCUAAGAAUGCCCAUGCUCAGUUUAUACUUGGCCUUAUGUAUCAAAGAUUGGGUCAACCACAGAAGGCAGUUUUGGCAUAUGAAAAGGCAGAAGAGAUUUUACUCCGGUCUGAAACGGAGAUUGACAAGCGGCCUGAGUUUCUUUCUUUGAUGCAGAUUCACCAUGCACAGUGCCUUAUGCUAGGAAGUACAGGAGAUAAUGGCUCGGAUAAAGAGCUUGCUCCAGAAGAACUUGAAGAAAUUCUUUUGAAGCUGAAGGAGUCGGUGGAAUCAGAUGUUAGACAAGCAGCCGUCUGGAAUACACUUGGCUUGAUACUUCUUAGAACUGGCCGCCUACAGAGUGCUAUUUCAGUUCUCUCAUCCUUGUUGUCAGUCGCCCCAGACCACUUGGAUUCACUUGCAAAUCUUGGGAUCGUGUACCUUCAAAGUGGUAAUUUGGAGCUCUCAACAAAAUGUUUCCAAGAUUUGAUCUUAAAAGAUCAGAACCAUCCUGCUGCUCUAAUCAAUUAUGCAGCUCUUCUUUUGAGUAAAUAUGGUUCAGUUAUUGCAGGUGCUGGCGCAAAUGGUGGAGAACAAGCUUCUGUGCAAGAAGCUGUGGCUGCAAAUGUUGCGAAAGAGUGUUUAUCAGCUGCAGUAAAAGCAGAUCCUAGAGCUGCACAUGCAUGGGUGAAUCUUGCUAACGCUUACUACAUGUGUGGUGAUCAUCGAAGUGCUGCCAAAUGCUUGGAAAAGGCAGCAAAACUGGAUCCCAAUUGCAUGUCUACUAGAUAUGCUGUUGCACUUCACAGGAUCAAGGAUUCGGAAAGGUCUCAAGAUCCUAAGGAACAACUUUUGUGGGCUGCAAAUGAAAUGGCUUCAUUAAUUAGAGAUGGGGACUCCUCAGUUGUUGAGCUUCGAAUAGCAUGGGCGGGGCUAGCCUUGGUUCACAAGGCUCAGCAUGAGAUUGCAGCGGCAUUUGAAACUGGACAGAAGGAAUUGACUGAUGUGGAAGAGCGAGCUCUUUACACUUUAAAGCAGGCAAUAGAGGAGGACCCAGAUGAUGCUGUGCAGUGGCACCAACUUGGCCUUCAUAAUCUUUGCACUCUGCAGUUCAUGACAUCGCAGAAGUACCUCAAAGCUGCCAUUGCUCGCUGCAAGGAGUGUAGCUAUGCUUGGUCAAAUCUUGGGAUCUCGUUGCAGCUAUUGGAAGAUUCAUCACAGGCUGAAGAAGUAUAUAAGCACGCUCUUUCAUUGGCUGCACCUCACCAGGCACAUGCUACAUUUUCCAACCUUGGAAAUCUGUAUAGGCAGCAGAAACGAUAUGAACAUGCAAAAGCAAUGCUUGCUAAGUCGCUUGAACUCUGUCCUGGGUAUGCCCCUGCAUACAACAAUCUAGGUCUUGUGUUUGUUGCAGAGGGUCGGUGGGAGGAUGCUAAGAUCUGUUUUGAGAAGGCUCUCCAGUCAGAUCCACUGUUAGAUGCGGCCAAGUCCAACAUUAUGAAGGCAGAUGCAAUGUCUAGAGUAUGUGUAGCUUUGUCAACAUCUCAUACAUUACUCCGAAACUAGUGUAGCAAUGGCUGAAGUUGAAACUAUUGUAGAUGGUAGAAUUAGGGGUCUAAAAUUGUAUAUGCAUUUUUUGACAUAAAAUCAAGUAGCAUUCAUUAUGUAUAUUUGUAUCUAUACUAGCCCUGGACAGGAUUUCUUCCUC
This is a messenger RNA of Telopea speciosissima, 2203 nucleotides long. RefSeq names its product probable UDP-N-acetylglucosamine--peptide N-acetylglucosaminyltransferase SPINDLY. NCBI's taxonomy places the organism in Eukaryota, Viridiplantae, Streptophyta, Magnoliopsida, Proteales, Proteaceae. The transcript has 11 exons. Gene Ontology annotation, molecular function: protein binding. The record is from RefSeq and is a predicted model, not a curated record. The coding region runs from base 46 to 2061 and encodes 671 amino acids.